AUGCGGAAUACGGGCAAAGAGGAUUCAACAGGCGAUCGAACCAAAAACUGGGAUUUGAUGGAGCAGAAAAUAUGCAGCACAAGCAAACAGGAUUUCUUUACGCAGAUCAAACACAGUUCGGGAUCGACCACAAAUCUGUUGGCAAGCGUGAACAGGUUGGAUUCAGCCCCGCAGGGAGCGCAGUUAGAGCUGAGGAUCGGCAUCAGCAAAGCGCAAGAAAUUGGUUUGGAGCUAGGCCGUCGAGUGCAGCUAAAUCUUCAUCGCCUUCAGAAGGAGCUUUCGCUAAGCCUACAGCUGCUCAGUCUGCGUCCUUGCUGGAAAAGGAUGCCGGAACACGGGGAAAACGAUUGCGUAUGA
Gongylonema pulchrum is the source of this 357-nucleotide messenger RNA. The record is from the annotation of a GenBank genome assembly. Lineage: Eukaryota; Metazoa; Nematoda; Chromadorea; Rhabditida; Gongylonematidae.